AUGAACGAGAUUCGGGUAUGUUCCUUUAAAUUUCCCAAAAAAAAAUUGAAAAUUUGAAUUUUGCAGCCGCGCGCGAAAAGUGCGCUGGAGCGCGAAUUGCAACUUCAUCACGAGAAAUCGCUGGAUUUGGAGGAGGCGCCGCACGGGUGGGUUACUGUAGAUUACUGUAUUUCAAAUUUUUGGCGGGAAAUUUUGAAAAUUCAAAAAAUUUGGGAUUUUUCGAGACUAAAUAAGCUUAGGGUUACUGUAUUCAAAUUUUUGGCGGGAAAAUUUGAAAAUUCAAAAAAUUUGGGAUUUUUUGAAACUAAAUGAGCCUAGGGUUACUGUAUUUAAAUUUUUGGCGGGAAAUUUUGAAAAUUCAAAAAAUUUGGGAUUUUUUGAGACUAAAUAAGCCUAGGGUUACUGUAUUUAAAUUUUUGGCGGGAAAUUUUGAAUUUUCAAAAUCUACAGUAACCCUAGGCUUAUUUAGGCUCAAAAAAUCCCAAAUUUUUUGAAUUUUCAAAAUUUCGCGCGAAAAAUUUAAAUUCAAAUUUUUUUCAGCUCACGGCUCUAUCAAAUGUUCGGACUCAUUGAAAAGGAAUUCGAAGCACUGUAUACGGAAAAUAUGGCGCGUAAGUUGGAUGUUUUUCCGGAAGCUUCCGCGCGGAAGGCUUCGCGGAAAAUUGCGGAUUUUUUGAUACCAAACAAGGCUAGAAUCCACGUGGAAAAUGUUUUGUUUUCCGCAAGCUUCCGCGUAAGCGGCACUGUCUUCCGCGAAGCGGCAACACGCGGAAAAAUCUGCAUUUUUUGAUACCAAACAAGGCUAUCUUCCACGUGGAAAAUGUUGUUUUUCCGCGAGCUUCCGCCUACGCGGAAAAUCCGCAACCCCACCAUAUUUGGUCUCAAAAAAACCGCAAUUUUUUACAGUCCGCGCGCGGAUUGCUCAACUCACCGCCGCCAAUCCGGAUGAGCCGACCACAAGCAGCUCCGCGAGCACCGCCAACAAUUUCGGUGGUCCCAAUUUUCUUCUACCCGCCUCUUCUCAAAAAUCCCGAAAAGGCAUACAAAUGGGACAGAAAUUACGGACUGCACUAAGAGGUCCGCCCGUUUUUCGAGAUGGUUCGAAGUUUCGACUGAUUCGACAAUUUGAGGGGCACCGCGAUGGAAUUUGGCACGUGGCAGCGGAUUUGGCGAGGAAUAUUUGUGCGACUGCUAGUGCUGGUGAGGAUUUUUGGUGGAAAAAUUAUGAAAAUUCAUGAAAAUCCGUCAAAUUUGACCCAAAAACCAGGAAAAAUGAUGAAUUUUGACCAAAAAUCAAUGAAAAAUUCGAAUUCGGAGAAGAAAAUGCGCUCCAAUGAGAAAAUAUCGAAUUUUUGGCGGGAAAUUUGAAUUUUUCAAAGGGUAAAUAACAAUUUUGACCCAAAAAUUGUGAAAAAUCAAGAAAAUUGACCAAAAAUUGAUGAAAAAUUCAAAUUCGGAGAGGAAAAUGCGCUCUAAUGAGAAAAUAUCGAUUUUUGCCUAAAAAUCAUGAAAAAUGACCAAAAUUUGAUGAAAAAUUCAAAUUCGGAGAAGCAAAUGCGCUCUAAUGAGAAAAUAUCGAUUUUUUGUCUAAAAAUCUUGAAAAUUGAUCAAAAAUUGAUAAAAAUUUCAAAUUCGGAGAAGAAAAUGCGUUCUAAUGAGAAAAUAUCGAUUUUUGGUCUAAAAACCAUGAAAAUUGACCUGUUUUCAUAUAAAUUCAACCAAAAAUUGAUGAAAAUUUUGAAUUCGGAGAGGCAAAUGCGCUCUAAUGAUAAAAUUGCGAAUUUUGGUCUCAAAAUCAUUGAAAUUGACCAAAAAUUGAUAAAAAUUUCAAAUUCGGAGAAGAAAAUGCGCUCUAAUGAGAAUUUUCAAAGGGAAAAUCAUCAAAAAUCGACCAAAAACAUAGGUUUUCGACUAAUUUUCACCAAAAAAUUCGAAAUUUUUCAGACCAAACUUGCAAAAUCUGGUCGCUGGACUCAAAUGGAACCUGUCUAGCCACAUAUUUAGGACAUUUUGGAAGUGUGAAUUGUGUGGUUUUUCAAGAAAAUCAAGAAUUAGUUGCCAGUGCAAGUGGAGAUGAAUCGACACAUAUUUGGAAAUAUUCGGGAGCCACGAAUUCUGGAGACGGAAAUUCAGAAGGAGAAGAUGAAGAUGUGGAGAAUGGUGAGCAAAACUACGAUGCUCCGCGUUUACACCAUUGAAAUUGACUCAUUUUUCAUCAAUUUUGCAGGUGUAAAUGCGGAGUAUCGUUUGAAAAACGUCAAUUCGAUGUUUUUUUCGAGCGAAGCGGCCACGUGGAUUAAUAUGAUAUGGUAAACGUCAUAGUAAUUUGCGUGGCUAUCUUUGCUCGAAAAAAACUACGAUACUCCGCGUUUACACCAUCAAAAUUGACCCAUUUUCCAUCAAUUUUGAAGGUGUAAAUGCGGAGUAUCGUUUAAAAAUGUUUAAUUUAAUGCCUGAACCUUAAAAUUUCAGCAAUUUUCAUGAAAAUCUUGGAUUUUCUAAAAAAAUGUUGAAAUUUUCGGGUUCUCGCGCAGGGGAACCUAUCGCCAAUUUUUUAAUGGAAAAACUACGAUACUCCGCAUUUACACCAUUGAAAUUGACCCAUUUUCCAUCAAUUUUGAAGGUGUAAAUGCGGAGUAUCGUUUGAAAAACGUCAAUUUUCAGCAGGCCAAAAAAUCCGAAGCCCAAUUCUCAGGCUCACAGGCCAUCGAGGCCCGGUUUCGUGUUGUGAAUGGCUGGAAAAUGGGCAGAAAAUUGUGACGGCCUCGUGGGAUCGAACCGCAAAUAUAUGUGAUGUGGAGAAAGGAGAGGUUGUUAGCAUUUUGAGUGGUGGGUGGUGGUUUUUCGAGUGGCGGAGCCGCGAGUGUAGACCGCAAGCUUCCGCGUCAGCGGCACUGUCUUCCGCGAAGCGGCCACGCGGAUUGCUAUGAUAUGGCAAACGUCAUAGCAAUCCACGUGGCCGCUAAAGCGGAAGAUAGUGCCGCUGACGCGGAAGCUUGCGGUCUACAGAGCGCUCGAGUCGAGCGGAGCGAGUAUAGACCGCAAGCUUCCGCGUCAGCGGCCACGUGGAUUGCUAUGAGCUAUAUGAUUGCAAAAGCUAUCUAUGCCACGUCAUAGCAAUCCACGUGGCCGCUAAAGCGGAAGAUAGUGCCGCUGACGCGGAUGCUUGCGGUCUACACUCGCUCCGCUCGACCCGAGCGCUUUGCGCGAGUGUAGACCGCAAGCUUCCGCGUCAGCGGCCACGUGGAUUGCUAUGACGUGGCAAAAACAUAGAUCUCAAUACGUCAUCAAUCGAUAUUUUGAAUAAAAUCCAUGUUUUCUAGUAGUUUUUGACCCGCUGAUCACUAUUCUGUUGUCAAAAACUUCAAAGCUCAACUUCUAAUUCGAGUUAUGACGUGGCAACGUUGGAAAAUUUGGACUGAAAGCUAGUUCUGACCUCCCAAAGUCUAAAACUCAUAUUAAAAGUUGAGCUUUGAAGUUUUUGACAACAGAAUAGUGAUCAGCGGGUCAAAAACUAGUAGAAAACAUGAGUUUUAUUCAAAAUAUCGAUUUUUGCCACGUCAUGCGGAAGCCUCAGCGGCACUAUCUUCCGCGUUAGCGGCCACUAUGACGUGGCAAACGAGAUCAUAGCAAUCCACGUGGCCGCUAAAGCGGAAGACAGUGCCGCUGACGCGGAAGCUUGCGGAAAAAACCCCCAAAAUUAAUUUUGCAGGUCACGAAAGUGAAGUAAAUCACUGUAGCGCUCAUCCAGAUCAACGACUUGUCGCAACUUCCUCAAAAGACACCACAUUUCGACUCUGGGAUUUUCGGGAACAAAUUCAAUCGGUUGCCGUGUUUCAAGGACAUCAGGAGUGAGUUUUUGGCGCCACGUGGCAUUUUUGGCGCCAAAAUUUUCGAAUUUUCUUCUAGAAGUGUCACAUCCGUCGCGUUCACCAACGAUUUUCGAAUCAUCAGCUCGUCGGACGAUGCAAGUGUCAAAAUUUGGGAUCUUCGAAAUAUGCGAUCAUCGCUGGCUUCAAUUCGCCUAAGUUCGGCUGCAAAUCGAGUUGCAGUAAGUAAACAAAAUGGAAUUAUUGCGAUUCCGAUGGAUAAUCGACAUGUUCGAAUUUAUGAUUUGAAUGGAAAUCGAUUGCCGAGAAUGCCGAAUCGAAGGGUGAGCAAUAGGGCUGAAAAUCCGGAUUUUUUGAGUCUAGAUAAGCCUGGGGGCUAGGAUUUUUGAGUCUAGACAAGGAUUUUUUGAGUCUAGACAAGCCUGGGGGCUGAAAAUCCGAGGGCCUGGCGGCUGAGAAUCCGGAUUUUUUGAGUCUAGACAAGCCUGGGGCUGAAAAUCCGGAUUUUUGAGUCUAGACAGCAAGCCUGGGGCUGAAAAUCCGGGGCUGAAAAUCCGGAUUUUUGAUUCUGAAAAUCCGAUUUUAGUCAGCCUGGCUGGCUAGGCUGAGAGAGUCCUGGGAUUUUUGAGUCCUGGAUGGAUUUUGAGUCUAGGAUGAGUCUAGCUCUGAAAAUCCGGAUUUUUGAGUCUAGACAAGCCUGGGGGCUGAAAAUCCGGAAAAUUUUUUUGAGUCUAGACAAGCCUGGGGGCUGAAAAUCCGGAUUUUUUGAGUCUAGACAAGCCUGGGGGCUGAAAAUCCGGAGAUAAUCCUGGGGGCUGAUCCGGAUUUUGAGUCUAGGAGCUGAAAAUCCGGAUUUUUGAGUCUAGACAAGCCUGGGGGCUGAAAAUCCGGAUUUUUUGAGUCUAGGGGCUGAAAAUCCGGAUUUUUUGAGUCUAGACAAGCCUGGGGGCUGAAAAUCCGGAUUUUUUUGAGUCUAGACAAGCCUGGGGCUGAAAAUCCGGAUUUUUUGAGUCUAGGCCUGGGGGCUGAAAAUCCGGAUUUUUUGAGUCUAGACAAGCCUGGGGGCUGAAAAUCCGGAUGUUUUGAGUAUAGAUAAGCCUGGGGGCUGAAAAUCCGGAUUUUUUGAGUCUAGACAAGCCUGGGGGCUGAAAAUCCGGAUUUUUUCGAGUCUAGACAAGCCUGGGGGCUGAAAAUCCGGAUUUUUUGAGUCUAGACAAGCCUGGGGGCUGAAAAUCCGGAUUUUUUGAGUCUAGAUAAGCCUGGGGGCUGAAAAUCCGGAUUUUUUGAGUCUAGACAAGCCUGGGGGCUGAAAAUCCGGAUUUUUUGAGUCUAGACAAGCCUGGGGGCUGAAAAUCCGGAUUUUUUGAGUCUAGAUAAGCCUGGGCGCUGAAAAUCCGGAUUUUUUGAGUCUAGACAAGCCUGGGGGCUGAAAAUCCGGAUUUUUUGAGUCUAGAUAAGCCUGGGCGCUGAAAAUCCGGAUUUUUUGAGUCUAGACAAGCCUGGGGGCUGAAAAUCCGGAUUUUUUGAGUCUAGAUAAGCCUGGGCGCUGAAAAUCCGGAUUUUUUGAGUCUAGACAAGCCUGGGGGCUGAAAAUCCGGAUUUUUUGAGUCUAGAUAAGCCUGGGCGCUGAAAAUCCGGAUUUUUUGAGUCUAGACAAGCCUGGGGGCUGAAAAUCCGGAUUUUUUGAGUCUAGAUAAGCCUGGGCGGCUGAAAAUCCGGAUUUUUGAGUCUAGACAAGCCUGGGGGCUGAAAAUCCGGAUUUUUUGAGUCUAGAUAAGCCUGGGCGCUGAAAAUCCGGAUUUUUUGAGUCUAGACAAGCCUGGGGGCUGAAAAUCCGGAUUUUUUGAGUCUAGACAAGCCUGGGGGCUGAAAAUCCGGAUUUUUUGAGUCUAGAUAAGCCUGGGCGCUGAAAAUCCGGAUUUUUUGAGUCUAGACAAGCCUGGGGGCUGAAAAUCCGGAUUUUUUGAGUCUAGAUAAGCCUGGGCGCUGAAAAUCCGGAUUUUUUGAGUCUAGACAAGCCUGGGGGCUGAAAAUCCGGAUUUUUUGAGUCUAGAUAAGCCUGGGCGCUGAAAAUCCGGAUUUUUUGAGUCUAGACAAGCCUGGGGGCUGAAAAUCCGGAUUUUUUGAGUCUAGAAACUCAAAUUUCCACCCGAAAAAUCCCAAUUUUUGCAGUGUCACACCCGAAUGGUUUCAUGUUGCUCGUGGCUCGACGAAAAUUCGUCGCCCAAUUUAUUGACUGUCGGAUUUGACAGAACUCUGGCCGCCUGGAAAGUUAAUAUUGGAGGAAGCUAG
Molecule: messenger RNA, 6122 nt
Organism: Caenorhabditis angaria
Lineage: Eukaryota; Metazoa; Nematoda; Chromadorea; Rhabditida; Rhabditidae
Source: the annotation of a GenBank genome assembly